GGCUGUGGGAAGGUGGUCCUGGUCGAAAAACACCGUCCAGAAAAGCAACCGACGGGGCCACUUUGCAUGUUUUUGUGUAGCCCCCUUCGCCCUUUAUAACAUCGCCAAAACAAACCACGAAACUCCGGAACUGAGACUAAAUGUUGCCAACAAACGAAGUGAUGGAUUUGACUUGUUCGUCCUCGGGAAUAAAGUUUGGAAACUCCGAGGUGAAAAUGGAGAGCUCAGCUGAGUGAGAGUGGGGUGAGGAGGCUGGAUUUGGCAAAGUUGGGAGUCCUGCCCUGCUGCUAGCAAGCUAGUUAGCAUGCUUAGACACUUCGCUGUCUCGGAUUAAUUAUGAGAGCUUCCCUCUGCUGGUAUCCAGCCUGCGACUCUCCAUGGGAGCUGCUUUAUCUGACCGCUGCUGACGCUGCGGCUUCUACCGAUGGAUUGAAGCUUAGUUGAUGAUCUUAUUUUCUGUGGAAGCUCUACAUGAAUCCUGAAGAUGACAUUGAAUUUCUCCUAAAGGCAACCCAACUUAAACUUGGUUUCGAGAGACUUGAUGCCCCAGGCGCAACACUCGCUUCCCUCCCCUGAGCAAUCCUUUUUGUGCAGUGAGCUUCCAUUCACACUGUGCUCAUGCACUUUUCUCCACAGCAAUCAACAUUUUAAGCCGUCUGAGAUGGGGCCCUGCCAGCUUCUUCAAGGGGCUUGAGGUUUCCCCCCCCAGCUGUCGACAGUGCCGCCUGGCUGUGUGUGUGCAAGACCCAUCGGCACAGGUCUAUAAAAGGAUAUUGCAGCAAAAAAAAAAAAAACAGCCAAUGAUAAAGUACUUGCUUGAGGAGUCGCGACACACAACAUGCUAGCCAAAAUGCAUUCAUGAACGCUUCGACUUUUAAAACUGGACUUAAGUGGAUUUAUUGGUUGUAUUCAUGAACUCUUGACUGCUGAUGCCAGCUCACUGGGACCUGAGCGGGUGUAAAAGCUUUAUUCAUGAACCCUCUUUCUCAGUCUGGGUAUAGCCUGAAAGUUGGAUGCCCUGAUUGUGUUGAAUCAGCUGUUGCGGUGAUGAGGCAGGGCUCCUGGUGGCCUGUGUGGCUGGCUGGGCAGUGGCCCAAGGUGAUGUGAUGGGGUGCAGGAACAGUAAGGUCCUCCCUGAGCCUCCAGGGGAUGUUCAGUUGGACCUGGUAAAAAAGGUUGAUCCUCCCCAACCCCCUCAGACAGAUAUCUUUAAGCACUUCAUACGAGGGGAUGGCACUGGAAGCAAGAUGGGUGGGGCUGGCGGAGGGGGCGGUGACAAGGCUGACUCCACCUCCCCAUAUCAGGCCCAGGCACAAGCUGCUACUCCCACCGCUUCCGCCCAGCCACCCAAGGACCCGUCCGAACUGUCAGACCCUCAGCGGAAGAAAGUGGCAAAAUAUCGAGCCAAGUUUGAUCCUCGGGUCACGGCCAAGUAUGACAUCAAGGCUCUGAUAGGGCGAGGGAGUUUUAGCCGGGUUGUUCGCGUAGAGCACAAGAGUACGCGGCAGCCGUACGCUAUCAAGAUGAUCGAGACCCGUUACCGGGAGGGGAGGGAGGUGUGCGAGUCAGAGCUGUGUGUUCUCCGACGCGUGCGCCAUACCAAUAUAAUCCAGCUGAUGGAGGUCUUUGAGACGGCAGAGCGUGUCUACAUGGUGAUGGAGCUUGCCACUGGCGGAGAGCUCUUUGACCGGAUCAUCGCUCGCGGCUCGUUCACAGAGCGGGACGCCACCCGGGUGCUGCAGAUGGUGCUGGACGGUGUGAAGUAUCUCCACACUUUAGGGAUCACUCACCGUGAUCUGAAGCCGGAGAACCUGCUCUACUACCACCCUGGGGCUGAUUCCAAGAUCAUCAUCACCGACUUUGGUUUGGCCAGCAGCAGGAAGAAGGGAGACGAGUGUCUGAUGAAGACCACCUGCGGCACACCAGAGUACAUCGCGCCUGAGAUCCUGGUGAGGAAGCCCUACACAAACGCCGUGGACAUGUGGGCGCUGGGGGUGAUAUCAUAUAUCCUGCUGAGUGGAACCAUGCCCUUCGAGGACGACAACCGCAUGAGGCUCUACCGACAGAUCCUCAAGGGGAAGUACAGCUUCUCUGGAGAGCCGUGGCCCAGUGUGUCCAACCUGGCCAAAGACUUUGUAGAAAGAAUCCUAACGGUGGACCCCAGCGAGCGGCUCACUGCCGGCCAGGCCCUCAAGCACCCCUGGAUCGUCAGUAUGGCCGCAUCCUCAUCCAUGAAGAACCUACAGCGCUGUAUAUCUCAGAACCUCCUGAAGCGGGCGUCUUCACGGUGCCACAGCACCAAGUCAGCCCAGUCCACACGCUCCAGCCGCUCCACCAAAUCCAACAAAGCUCGGCGGGUGAGGGAAAAGGAGCUGCGCGAGCUGAACCGUCGCUAUCAGCAACAGUACAAUGGCUGAAAUGGUGGCUGUGACAGUCGAUGACUGUAGUGGACCUUAUACUUAUAAGGGAAACAGCACAACAGUAACUGAGCUUUUUCAGUGACUUCCACUCUUCUAAGUUGCUGCCAGUGUUGAAAGCCAGAAUGGCUUUAAGUCUCAAAUCACUGCCUUAAAAAAGAAGGCAAUAACUGGACUAAAUCAGUGGCUACAAGCAAAAGUAAAAUCAAGGUUGAACAGUAACUGAUGCCAGUUGAGACAAUAGAAAAAGUAAAAAAAUUAUCCAUAAAGACAGUGAAAUCAAGGAAUGCCUUUGGCAUUGUGUCUCCAGAUGAGAACACAGAAGGACACACCAGUAAAGUAUUGUACUGCAACGGUUACGUCAUCUCUCCAUCCAUUCCUUCACCUUCUCUUUGGUGGGAUGGUGCCUUCCACUCCUUUCAUUUUGUCUUUCAAUUCCUGUGUCUCUACAUAUUUAUUUAUUAUUGUUGACGUGAUUAUUAGUCUCCAUUCAAAUGGUCACUGGAUAAUGACCUUCCACGAGGAUCUGUUGAACAGAGUUCUGGGUACUGAAGUUUCUAAGAAGAAGGGGAUACUUUUAGAAGUGGGGAAACCAAAUUCCCCUCACUCAUUCCUGAUUAAAAAUUGCUGUGAAUUUAUUAUUGUACUAGUUGUACAGACCUUGUCUGAAGAUAUGGGUGAUGGAAACACACUGCAACAUGACCACACCCCUGAAGGCCAAAAUGAAGGCAUAUUUUUUAUUAUUCAGUUCUAAGCUUAUCUAAUCUUGCCAUUAUUGCUCUGUUAAUAUUAUUGUUCUAAAGCUGUCAAAAGAUUGUGAAGCUGUUUUCUGUCAGUGUUUUAAUCAUAAAUGUAUUGGAUAACAGGCUACACAGCCUUACUCCCAGUUAUUUUACUUCACUCAUGAAGUGUCGGCUAUGAGCCUGUCCUGUUGUAUAGCAGUAUUCAAAUGAUUCAUUAGACUUCAGAAUGGUAUGUCGCCAUUUGAAGUGAAUGGCACAUUUUCUUAGAGCAGCAAUAAAGGCAGAAUUUUAGUCAGAGAGAGCUACUGCUGUUGGUUGUACCAGCUCUUUGUAAGUCCAAACUUAGCCUCGUAAUAAUGUGAGUGUAUACUUAGUGGAGAUGUACGUGAGUAUAAUGGGUUGCACCACACAAACUAGUUCUUAGUAGAGUAGAGAUUAGUUGUUAGUAAAUAUUUACACACAGUAACUAACAGUUUCUAACAGUAAAAUACGAACUGAAUGAAUUAACUGACAGAACUAAUGUUAGCUUGCUAACAUACAACAGAGGUAAAAUUGAAUAUUGUUGACAUGCGGCUGAACACGUCGCCAUGAUGCUGUUUAGUAAUGAUAUUAAAUGGGAAAAUUUUACAAGAAAACAUCAUUAUAGUCAGUAUUUACACCCACCAACGUCCAAGUUGAACUGUUGAGUAGCUAAUCAGCUGCACUCAUUGACAAAACUAAACAUCUGAUGGUGUGUAAAACAAAUAAUAGAUAAUAAUGAAUAACAUUGACAAAUCUGACCCAACAUAAUAUGAAAUGCAGUUUAAUUGAGACUUAAAAUUACAUUUUACAAAAAUACCUUUCAUUAUAAAAUGUGGCAAAAACAACAGACUAGGUAACCUAAUGAUUUUAGCUAGGUUAGCAUAAUCUGACCUUUUCCACUCAUUCAAAACUGCGUGAAUCCCACUAGUACAAAUGCUUAUGACUUUACUAGCAGUUGACUUACACUUUACUAAUGUCUUAGUUUAAAUGGUGCAGCCCUGUCACCAAUUUGACACUGGCUAGUAGUUACUAAACAUGGUUAGUAACUACUAGUUAUUCACGGACUUAUGAAUAGUUGGUGCAACCCAAUCCUGAAGACCUGCCAUCUUUUCUAGCUAGCCUCUGUUCCCACCAGUCUCAGCCAUUAGCAUGCUGUCCAAGUAAUUGUAAAAUUUGAUUUUUUUUUUUUUUUGACAAGGUGUUCAGUUGUUACUAGCAGGUGUAAGGGGUAGUAGAUACCCAUAUAGCACAGAAUAUGGAGGGAAACUCCAUAGCUAGUGGAACACAAGCUACCAAGGAACGGAUGGGACUUUGGCUUUCAGUAUUUUUACAGAGCCUGGGGGUCUGGCAUUGCUCAUUUUCUUCACCUUUCAAUGGUUGCAUAGUACAGUGACUUUAGCCUAGGCAAGUUGUGUCUGAAUCAUCCUAAAUUUCUAUACUCAAGACCAAAAUGAAGGAAACCACUGAAUAUAAUGAGGAGCAUGUAGAGGUAAAUCAAAUUAAUUCAAUGCAUAUAUUUUAAAAACAUGAUGUACAAAUCCUAGCAUAAGCAAAUACACAGUCCUGUGCAUAAGAUUUUUGUUUGUUUGUUUGGAAAGAUCAAUUUUCCCAAGUGCACUUAAUUCAAAAUCAAUUCCAAAGUCCUACGUAGAAAAAAUCUCUAGUUGAUCAAAUCCCCAAUAUCAAUAGUAAAGAAAUAAUUGUUUAUAGUAACACUUUUUGUUCAGGCAGAGUAAAAUGAACAAUAGAUGUGAAUACUUGUUACGGUAAGGGAUUGAUUACAAAUGAUCUUCAGAAAUUUGUUGUGUUUAUUGAUCAUCAUUCACAAAUUGGUCAGAAAAUAUGAUAUUGGAUUUUUUUUUUUUUUUGCCCUGAAGUAACACAAUUCAAAAGAUUCAGGGAAAUUGAUGGGUCUCAUUUUCCUUUGUUUCAUUUAUCUUGCGAAGCACUUCAUGUACAACGUUUAACUGAAUUUUGUUUAUUGGACCUGUUCACUACGUUUUUAUGUGUUUGUCCCUUCAGGAUACUCCCAGAGUAAAUCAGAUGGCACAGUGGGGUCUUUUGUUCUUUAUAUGAAUAUUUUGCUGUGAUCUGCCCCAGAAGUCACAAAGUGUGCUGUUGUUGUGAACUUUUUAACACAUACUGGAAACCUAACCGAGCCAUGUCAGCUGACCUCAGUUUUUCCUUUCAUUUAGUCUUUUGGCCUUUGCUUGUUCCAGGAUGCUCUGUCAUCUUUCUGAUGCUCCUCUUUCCGUUUGCCUUGAUGUAAUUGUACCUUCUGGACUUUUUGUUUUCUUUGUCCCACUGCUGUCGUCUGAUCUGAUAUCUCACCUCUUGGUGGGAGUAAAUUGCUUAUAUCUUGAAGACUGUAAGUGAGACUUACAUUAGAACUGGUAUCGGUACACUCAAAUCUUUACUCUGUGUACAUUGAGACACUCUAUCCAAAUGUGUCUUUUUAAUAUCAAAUUCAAAUAUGCGCUUGAAAGGUGGAUUUAAAAAAAAAUCAUUUUUUCCUUCUUCACAGAGAAAAUACCUGUGGGCAUGUUUAAAGACAGAUUUUGGUAUCACUUAAAAGUAUCAUACUUUCUCCAACAUAAAGUAUAAUGAGGUAGCCAUAAUUCUGGUCAUUAGUUCACUGAUUUCUUCUAAAGUAUAGUGUCUUUGUGAAAUAAACACUUUUAACCUGCUUUGAAAUGUCAGAUGUAAGAAUCACAAUCACAAAAUAAUUAUUUGGACUCAAAGGAAUUGCAGAGGUUGAAUCAAUCUGCAGCAUUGUCGAGUGCCUGUUGUGUACCAUGUUCAAUGAAUAACCAAAUCAGUGCAUUAGCAGUUUUGCAGAAUGUCAGCACAUUUUCAUGUUUUUAUAUAUACAUGUGUGAUUUUAUAUAAAUGCUGUCCUAAAUGAAGUAGCCAACUCAACACUGUUACCUGAAAACAGUUGUUCAUCUUUUGUUAUGUGUGUGUGUCAAAAUGAAUAACACUUUGAUUCUUCUACCAUUAACUUUUUUUAUUUUUUUAAACGGUGAGAUGUAUGUGCCAAUAAAACACCAGA
Molecule: messenger RNA, 6233 nt
Organism: Toxotes jaculatrix (banded archerfish)
Lineage: Eukaryota; Metazoa; Chordata; Actinopteri; Toxotidae
Gene: pskh1
Product: protein serine kinase H1
Exons: 4
Coding region: 1107-2417 (436 amino acids)
Biological process (GO): protein phosphorylation
Molecular function (GO): protein kinase activity; ATP binding
Source: RefSeq, a predicted model, not a curated record